Molecule: messenger RNA, 954 nt
Organism: Hevea brasiliensis (rubber tree)
Lineage: Eukaryota; Viridiplantae; Streptophyta; Magnoliopsida; Malpighiales; Euphorbiaceae
Product: probable peroxygenase 4
Exons: 7
Coding region: 156-773 (205 amino acids)
Molecular function (GO): monooxygenase activity; calcium ion binding
Source: RefSeq, a predicted model, not a curated record
CUGUAAUCAAAAAACAAAUACGGGAACAUCGAAAGCCUAAAAGCACAGCACUCUCUCUUAGCUUCUUCUGACAAUAUUUGCUUUCUUGAUUAUUCCCUUCCAACCAAGCAUAAACCCUUCUCUAUCUCUCUCUGUUUGAUUUCUUAGGCCUACGCAUGGCUUCCUCUAAUUCUAUAACAAGCGACAAGCAAGAAAAGGGAAAAUUUAUGCCAAAUGACCAAAACGUUCUGCAGAAGCAUGUUUUCUUCUUUGACAGGAAUCAUGAUGGUAUCGUUUAUCCCUGGGAGACGUUUCAAGGUUUUCGGUCAAUUGGGUGUGGUGUCCUGUUUUCUGUUGCCAGUGCUCUUUUCAUCAAUAUAGGUCUCAGCCAGAAAACUCGCCCUGGAAAGUAUCCUUCUCUGCUAUUCCCUAUUGAGGUUCAGAAUAUCCAUCUUGGCAAACAUGGGAGCGAUUCUGGUGUCUAUGAUAAGAAUGGAAAGUUUCUUCAUGAGAAAUUUGAAGCUAUUUUCCGAAAGUAUGCACAUACACAUCCAAAUGCACUGACAUCAGGUGAACUGAUGGCAAUGCUAAGGGCGAAUAGAGAAUUUAAAGACUAUACAGGAUGGAUUGCAAGCUGGACAGAAUGGAAAACACUGUACGUUCUGUGCAAGGACAGUGAUGGUUUGCUGCAGAAAGAGACGGUGAAAGCUGCUUACGAUGGAAGUCUUUUUGAACACUUGGAGAAGCAAAGAGCAGCUGCAGCAACAUCGGCUAAAAAAAGAGCAUGUAUUUAAACAAGGGUAUAAUAUAAUGAUAGUAAUUGAGACUGUUCGGAUUGGCUGCAGUUGAUGGAUGGUCGUUGAGUUGAGAAUAGAAAAUGAAUAUGAAGAUUGUUCAGUUGUUUUAAUUCUCUCUGUUGUAAUAAAAUUACUAUGUUCUUUGUCUGUGGAUGGUAAUGCAUACGAGUUUAUGAGC